AUGUGCUGCUUUGGUAAGCGUAAUGCCGUUGGAGACUUUCUCAAAACUUUCGUGCCUUGUGUUUGCCUUAUCCUAUUUGGUGGAGUGGCACUUAUCAUUGUUGGGAGUUUCCUUGUGAGACCAGAUACUAGCAAAAGUGCAUAUAAAGCGGCUGUGAAUGACAUUGAUCCCACACCUAUCCAAGCGUGGUCUGGCACCAUCAACGGCGAACCUGCUUAUUAUUUUUAUGAUGUCCUUCAAGUUCCUUUUGGGGAUUAUGUCUAUUCUUACUUUAUUGAGGCUGACGUUCCUUUGGAGGUUGAUCCUCCAUCAAUGCUGAGUUUUACCGUGAACAUCAACACUGUCCAAAACUUCACACGAACUGUUUCUCGAAGAAUCACUGAGGAGAGGACAAUUGAGUGUUCUAUGAGUUCCUGUUCAUCCUCGAGCGGAUCGUGUAGCUGUUACACUGCUGCGCUUGAUUUUCAAGCUAAUUGUAGUGCUUCCGGUGGAAAUUUUACUCCCACUAGUCCCUCAUGUGGUGAAAACAGCUUUUGUGGUACAUGUGCGCAGUACAAGUAUCUGUCGGGAUUGUAUCUUGUAGCUAGUGAGAUCAGUCCAGGGGUGUACAAGGAGGACUCCACUCUACGCAGUGCCAUUUACGAUUUUGGUGAGCUGGCGAAUAUUUACCAGGUGUCGGAACCAUCCAGCGUUGUGGUACGCCUGUACAGCGACAAGGACCCUUUCAUAGCGCUACAGCGGCUGAACCAUGGUGUGGCACCUUUUGGUGCUCCCCGCCGUACUGCUGGUAUCGUCAUGAUUGUCUUUGGUUCUGUCAUUCUGUUGCUGGAAAUCGGUGCCUGUGUGGCAUUGAUCUGCUACUGUGUGCGACGAAACAACAAACCUACAAACAACAGUUUCGACGUACCAACAACGUCCAAUCAAGGAAUUACUGACUCACCGGGAUACACGGGACCCACUGGAUAUGGACAACCACCACAACAACCACAAGGUUAUGGUUAUGGACCGGCACCUGUUCAAGGGUAUCUUCCUGGGAGAACUGAGUCGGCUGAAGCAUCCAAUGAUUUUCCUGAGAAGAAAUAA
Trypanosoma theileri is the source of this 1083-nucleotide messenger RNA. Its product is annotated as procyclic form surface glycoprotein. The coding region runs from base 1 to 1083 and encodes 360 amino acids. The transcript has a single exon. Lineage: Eukaryota; Euglenozoa; Kinetoplastea; Trypanosomatida; Trypanosomatidae. The record is from RefSeq and is a predicted model, not a curated record.